Molecule: messenger RNA, 5436 nt
Organism: Lindgomyces ingoldianus
Lineage: Eukaryota; Fungi; Ascomycota; Dothideomycetes; Pleosporales; Lindgomycetaceae
Exons: 4
Coding region: 115-5235 (1706 amino acids)
Biological process (GO): histone catabolic process
Cellular component (GO): Lid2 complex
Molecular function (GO): ubiquitin-protein transferase activity; chromatin binding
Source: RefSeq, a predicted model, not a curated record
GCCCUUCCUCACAACCUGCCUUGACGACGGCCCGCGUCUGCCCUCUGAGGGUUUCCCGCCGUCUCUUCGAAUCGUCUACCGUGGUGAAACUUCCCUCUCCGGGGAUUCAUCACCAUGGUUGACAUGCGGAAUGGCGGAGGCGAGGCCUCGUCCUUCAACGCCGUGAAUCACUCCAAUCAAGAGCCCACGCGCGGCGAAGAGCAUGCGCACAGCGGUGCGUCGAAGCCCUCAACCGCUCCAGAGGAUAUGCAGCCCUCCAAAGCUUCCAGCAAGACACCCUCGACUCGAACCUCGACUCCCGCAGCUGGGGCCUCGGACCUCCGUCAACCCGCGCAGACGGCCACCAACACCCCGUCUGCGGCAGAGCAACCGCUGCAGUCGCAGCCCAUGACGGCUACGACGUCCAAUUCUUCGCACGCCUCGGCGAAGGAGCCCAAGGAGACGGCCGCCGCGCCGUACGGGACGCGAUCGCGAAAUCGCCCAGGCACGUCGCGGCCGAAUUACGCCGAAGAUGUCGACAUGGACUUUGAGAUGGCGCAGGCACCCUCAAAUGGAAAUAUCUCUGAAGCACCGUCGCGUGGUUUUGUGGCUGCUGAGGGCAGACAGUCACCCGGCGUGGGAGGAAAGAAAGGCUCCGGAGCUGGACAAGGCAAUGCGUCGUGGGGCAACAUCGGCCCCAACCCAAAAGACAACGCAGCAAACUUGAAUAUUCCCGGCACCUCAUCUUUCUCCGCGAACCCCAGCGGGAAUUCUGGGCAGCAGCCAAAGCGACGAAAAAAUGCGGCCAGUAAUGCUACCAAUGGAAAUCAUGCGAAUGCAACGGCGCCAAGCCAGGCGUCCACCCGGCGGGCGAACAGUGCCAUGAUAGCCGCCAACAGCACCCGCGAGUCAAACAUGAUGACUUUCUUGAAAUCAGGUUCUUUUCUCAAAGAUGAACGGCUGGUGGCCGACGAUGGCCAGGCAAUAUCAGUCAAUGACCAAGUCUAUCUGGUAUGCGAACCACCUGGAGAGCCGUACUACCUGUGCAGAAUCAUGGAAUUCAUUCAUGUCAACGGUGAUCCAAAAGCCCGAGUGGACUCUAUGAGGGUGAACUGGUACUACCGCCCUCGAGAUGUGCAGCGGUACAACAACGAUACACGUCUUGUAUACGCAACCAUGCAUUCAGAUAUUUGCCCACUCACAUCCUUGCGAGGACGCUGUACCAUUCAGCACCGGAGCGAGAUUGAUGAUCUUGAUGAGUACCGCAAGACGAAAGACAGUUUCUGGUUCAACCAAGUUUUCGAUCGAUUCAUUCACCGUUGGUACGACGUUAUUCCCACGUCGCAGGUCAUCAACGUGCCUGAGAAGGUAAAGAAGGCUCUUGAUGAACGAUGGAAAUAUAUCUGUCUAGAAACAAGCCGUGUUAAGGAAUUGACCAGCGCAGUAAAGUCCUGUAAACGCUGCGUGGGCUAUUGCGCAACAAACGACUCGGUUGAGUGCGCUGUGUGCCACAACACGUAUCAUAUGAACUGCGUUCGCCCGCCUCUACUGAAGAAACCUUCACGUGGGUUUGCUUGGGCAUGCGGUCCGUGUAGUAGGGCCCAAGAGAAGAAGCUCGAAGCUCGCCGAACCCCGCUGGUAGGAGCCGGCAACGAUGACGCCGACGAAGAAGAAUUACUUGACGAGGAGGAGGACGAAGCUGGUGGCGCCACUACCGCACCCAGCCCCAACAACUCCGAGACCCAAGUGGACCUUCAUCCGGGUACCCAGGCCGAAAUAGCACUUGCAAAAAUGUGGCCAAUGCGAUAUCUAGGCAUUCAUUGCAGGGUAGAGGACGCCCUGCAGUACGAUGAUCGAGCUAUCUAUCCCCGCGCCAGUUCCCGACUAGGUCCGCGACAUCAAGCGAACGUGAAUGUCUGGCAUGGGCGGCCCGUUGAAUUAGUGAAGCCCGCGGAAAUCAAGAGACGAUACGUCAAAUCUGCAAGCCACAAGAAGGAUGCAAAGCUCUCCAAAGAAACGGUCGCCGCAUUGGAAGCUGACAAAGCGGAGAGGGCAAAACGUCCAAAAUGGGUCAUGGACGAGCCACCUGGAUACGUUCGACGAGGCGACGACUAUGCGAAUAAAGACUCGAAAUGUACGGCGGAGCUUAUAUUUAAGAUGCCUCCACUUGGUGUACACUCGACACGAGGCGAAGAUGAUGCUCCCACUGUCACCGAAGGGCAAGUGGAGGCUUAUAUGAAACGUGCGAAGAUGUUGGCACGUGACGUCGGAGUGGAGCCCUGGUCGACCAAUUUUCUAGACAAAUGUUUAGCACUCUUUACAAAGCACAACUACGAUCCAGAGGCAGCGUUGAAACAAGUCAAGAAGCUCGACAGACGCAAGGACCUCAAGGAGCCUGAGCUGACUAAAGAAGAAGAGAAGAAGUGGAACGAGGGCGUUGCCAAGUACGGCUCAGAGAUCCGAAGCGUUCGUCUACAUGUCAAAACCAUAACGCACUCCGACGCCGUUCGCUACUAUUACAUGUGGAAGAAAACGUCGAAAGGAAAAGAGAUAUGGGGCUCAUACAGCAACCGAAAGGGCCGGAAUAAAAAAGCCGCCGAGGCCGACGCUCAAACUCAAACGCGACUUGUUGACGAUGUUGCUGACGAUCACGAUGAUUCUGCGUUCGACAAUGACAAGGCGAUCCAACGCAAGCGUAGCUUUCAAUGCAAGUUUUGCUCCACCCGGGCCUCGCGACAAUGGCGCCGUGCGCCUGGUGUUGUCCCUGGACAAACAAUACCCCCCGAUGGGAGGUCUAAAGACAAAACGGGAUUCAUGGUCGCGCUCUGCCAACGUUGCGCAAACCUCUGGCGCAAAUAUGCUGUUAAAUGGGAAAACACUGAUGAAAUAGCUAAAAAGGUGGCACAAGGUGGAGGGAAAGCAUGGAAGCGGAGAAUCGACGAAGAACUCCUGAGGGAAGUCUAUGCUGCCACCGCCGAAGUUGGCUCGAUGAAUGGUACCCCGGAAUACGUAGAGACGCCGCCAGCUAUCGCGCAACAAGUUCUUGAGCCGCCAAAGAAAAAACAGAAAACUGCCGCAGCGACCGCAUCCGCGCCUGGAGCAGAUAGCGGAACGUCGACGCCUGUCGCAGAGCCUGUAUCGAAAAAGAAGGAGAAGGAGAAAGUCGCGCCACCACCGAAAGCGCCCACACCUCCGCCGAUCCCAGCUCAACCUAGGCUUAGGACUCUCGCCUGUACGGUUUGUCAUUCAGCAGAAGGCACACGCUUGGAAUGCGCUGCCUGCCGAAUGACAGUACACAAAGCAUGCUACGGUAUUGAUGAGGUUCGGCACCAAAAAUGGUUCUGUGACACCUGCAAAAACGAUAAGAAAGAGAGCGUGUCAUAUACGUACGAAUGCGUACUCUGUCCGCACAAAGUCACAGAACAGGACCUCUAUGAACCACCGAAGGUCUCACACAAGAAAAAGACUGAUCGAGAGAGGGAGAAGGAGAGGCUGGAGAAGGAGCUUGUGGAUAAAGCAAGAGAAGAGUAUCGGCAUAGGCAACAAGAGAAGGGCCGGCCGGUAUUACCACGUGAACCUCUCAAAAGGACAGCUGACAAUAACUGGGUUCAUGUAUAUUGCGCGGUUUGGAUUCCAGAAACGAAGUUCAGCAGUGCUAGUAGGCUUGACAUGGUAGAAGGCAUCGGGGCACCCACUCUUCGAUACGAUCCCGUGUGCAAGAUUUGCAAGACCAACAAGGGUGCUUGUGUCUCAUGCCACCAAUGCCACGCUAAUUUCCAUGUUGGCUGUGCGCAUAGUGCUGGCUACACCUUCGGAUUCGAUAUUACCCCAGUAAAAGCCACAAGGCGAGAUGCGGUACCUACUGUCACCAUCAACGGAGAGACUGGGACAAUGACGGCUGCGAUCUGGUGUAAAGAGCAUUCCACAAAGACAAUUAUUCAUCCGAUGAACGAGGAGGUAGAAGGGACGGAAAUGAUUGCCUUGCAGUUGUUCGCAAGGGAGUUUAAGCAAGCCGACCUUACACUUACUGGCACCGCUCGCAAGGCCAAUCUUGUUGACCAGUCAACCCGGACUGUUCCGCAACCAGUGACAUCGCAAAACAGCCGCCGAACGUCAACUGUUGUAAAUCAAACUCCAACAUCAGCCCGAGGGCGACAUUCAAACGCAGGACUCGUUAUCAAAGAAGAGGAAUCAGCCGAAUCAGCUGCUGCUAAGCCUGAGCGACAAUGCGCCCGAUGUAAGAUUGAUGCCAGUCCGCGAUGGUGGAAGGUCGACGACUCUACAACCAGCUCGCAAGGUAUCUCUCGGUGCGUAGACGGCCUUGCCACCACAAAUGGUGUCGACAAGGGAGGUGUCUCCUCGGCAGAACAAACGCCACAUCCUGAAGGCUCACAACCUCUUAACGGGACCAUAGAUCAUAAGAUGACUGAUGCUCCGUCCAUGGGCUCUCCAGAGCCGCCUCCAGGGUUACAUGUGGAUACGGAUGUUUCAGUGGUUCGCUCGACAUCAUACCUAUGCCAAAAAUGUCACUGGAAGAAACUCAACGCACCGGAAGAGCCUCCAGAGCGUGAGAAGUCGCCAUCAGUACACCCAGAACCACAACAGCUCCCGCUUCGAUCACCUCCUGUCCAGGCCUAUGUCCCACCGUCUUUGGGAGGCCCCUGGAUGCCUGCACCUGGUCCUGGUCCAAAUAUACCGCCGCUGCAACACCAGCCAACCCCAUUAUCCACGUGGCAUAGUGCCGGGCCUCCACCCCCUGGACCACCUCUGCACAACGGCAUCAGUCACCCACCUCCAGGCCCUCCUAUCGGACACCCUCCGCCGUUUCACUCAUCGUACAAUCCUGUGCAUCAACCAAACGGUUAUCCUCCGUAUUCGGCACCCCAGGUCCAUCCACAGAUGCCGCCAGCUCCCCUUCGUGGUCCAUUUCCACCGCCUACUAGUGGUCCACCUCCACCCCUACAUCUUAACAACUCUGCCAUGAUUGUCAACGGCAUGCACUCACCACGCAUGCCUUACUCCCCGACACAUCCGCACGGACCUUCUUCCUCCCGGUCAACAGAGAGUCCAUUCACCGGACCACCGCAGAUGGCGUACCCUCUACAACACGGUAGUCCAGCCCCUGGUCCUCCCUAUAAUAGGCCGUCCACGCCAAGAGAUACGAUGAUGAGGGAUGUUGCUGGUCCACUGCCUCCAGACACACGGGUUAGCACAGGAGCCAGUGCCAGCCCGUCGCUCCGGAAUCUGUUACAUUAGACUUUUCCUUUCUUGUUCCUGUCUAUUCCAUGUACUUUUUUUUUAAAGUCUUACCGCCUUGCAUAUAGGCAGGCACAGCACGUAUAUGAGUCUGCUUUUAUCGUGAUACUUGGGCUGAUGAACAGGCCGGCAAUUUUAUACCACCGAGCAUGACGAGCAAACCAGUGGUCGGAGAUCGGUCAGUUGCACAUGAGGUACGGA